Messenger RNA from Alosa alosa (allis shad), 5020 nucleotides. RefSeq names its product retinol binding protein 3 (gene rbp3). Gene Ontology annotation, biological process: proteolysis. Gene Ontology annotation, molecular function: retinol binding; serine-type peptidase activity. The record is from RefSeq and is a predicted model, not a curated record. NCBI's taxonomy places the organism in Eukaryota, Metazoa, Chordata, Actinopteri, Clupeiformes, Clupeidae.
AAGAGAUGCGUUUGUUUGGCACUCGCAGGGACACAGCGGGAGCGGGCAGAAUGGCACUGGGCACUCGCAGGGACACAGCGGGAGCGGGCAGAAUGGCACUGGGCACUCGGAGGGACACAGCGGGAGCGGGCAGAAUGGCACUGGGCACUCGGAGGGACACAGCGGGAGCGGGCAGAAUGGCACUGGGCACUCGGAGGGACACAGCGGGAGCGGGCAGAAUGGCACUGGGCACUCGGAGGGACAUGGCGAGAGCAGGUAGGAUGGCACUGGGCACUCGGAGGGACAUGGCGAGAGCAGGUAGGAUGGCACAGAUGGCACUGGGGACUAGGAGGGGCACGGCGGGAGCAGGUAGGACGAUGCGGACGGCACUGCCACUGCUGCUUCUGCUGCUGGCACUGUUGGGUCAGAGCCGGGCGUCGGACGGCUCGUUCCAGCGGGCGCUGGUGCUGGACAUGGCGCAGGUUCUGCUGGACAACUACUGCUUCCCCGAGAACCUGCUGGGCAUGCGGGAGGCCAUCGAGCAGGCCAUCCGGAGCGGAGAGAUCCUGCACAUCUCCGACCGCAAGACGCUGGCCGGUGUGCUCUCCGCCGGAGUGCAGGGCGCCCUCAACGACCCCCGGCUCACGGUGACCUUUGAACCCGGCUACGUUCCCAUGACGCCACCGCCGCUAAGCCUCCUCCCGCGGGAGCAGCUGGUGCGCCUGGUGCGGAGCUCCACCAAGCUGGACGUGCUGGACGGCAACGUGGGCUACCUGCGGCUGGACCGCGUCCUUGGGCGCGAGACGGCCGCCAAGCUGGGCGCGUUCCUGCAGGACUACGUGUGGAACCGCGUGGCGCGGACCCGGGCGCUGAUCCUGGACCUGCGCUACAGCGUGGGCGGCGAGCUCUCCGGGCUGCCGCACAUCGUCUCCUUCUUCUCUGACCCCGAGCCGCUGACGCUCAUCGAGACCGUCUACGACCGACCGUCCAACUCCACCUGGGAGCUGUGGACGCUGCCGCGCGUCCCCAGCCAGCGCUACGGCAAGCGCAAGGACCUGAUGGUGCUGACCAGCAAGCGCACCAGCGGCGCGGCCGAGGCACUGGCCUACGCGCUCAAGCACCUGGGCCGCGCCAUCGUGGUGGGCGAGAGGACCUCUGGGGGGUCGGUGAGAGUGGACAAGAUACGCAUCGACAGCUCCGGCUUCUACAUCACCGUGCCCGUUGCCAGGGCGACCAACCCGGUGACGGGCCAGAGCUGGGAGGUGACCGGCGUCUCGCCCUCCGUGUCCGUCAGGCCCAAGGAGGCCGUGUCCAGGGCGAAGGCCCUGCUCGCCGCCCGGGCGACCAUCCCGAAGGCCGUCCACAGCGUGUCCGACCUCAUCAGGAGAUACUACGCGUCCAGGGACAAGGUCAAAGUCUUGCUCAAGCACCUGGAGACCACCGACUUCUUCACGGUCAUCUCGGAGGAGGACCUGGCGGCCAAGCUCAACUACGAACUCCAGUCCGUGUGUGAGGACCCACGACUGGUCGUCAAGACGGCCACCUCAGUUCCGGUGACGACCCCAGGCGACUCUGACCCCGACACGACCCCAGGCGACCCCAACGCGCUGAUGGACGAUGUGUUCAGAGUGGAGGUCCGGCCAGGCAACACUGGAUACUUACGUUUUGACAGAUUCCUCGAUGCCACCACUCUCGUCAGAUUGGACAGGCAGAUAGCGCAGAAAGUCUGGGAGCCAAUCAGGGACACCGAUAACCUCAUCAUCGACCUGCGCUCCAACACGGGCGGUCCGUCGGAGGGCCUGCCCAUCCUCCUGUCCUACCUGCACGAUCCCACCCCACCUGUCCUCUUCUACACCCUCUACAACUCCAUCCAGAACACCACCACCGAUUACCACACCUCCGCCACCAUCCAGGGCCCGGUGUACGGCUCCGAGCGCAAUGUCUACGUGCUGACCGGCUACCACACGGCGGCGGCAGGCGAGGAGUUUGCCUACCUGAUGCAGUCGCUCCGCCGCGGCACGGUCAUCGGCGAGAUCACCUCGGGCAACCUGCUGCACUCGCGCUCCUUCCAGGCGGACGGCACCACGGGCAUCCUCGUCACCGUGCCCGUCCUCGACUUUGUGGACAACAACGGCGAGCGCUGGCUCGGGGGCGGCGUGGUGCCGGACGCCAUCGUGCUGGCCGAUGAGGCGGAGGAGGCGACGGCCGAGAUCGUCCAGUUCCACCGGGAGAUGCGGGCGCUGGUGUCCGGCGCGGGCGAGCUACUGGACGCACACUACGCGUUCCCCGAGGUGGCCGCUAAGGUGCGCGGCGUGCUGGAGGCCAAGUGGCGGGACGGCGCGUACCGCUCGGUGGUGGACUAUGAGUCGCUGGCCUCGCAGCUGACCUCUGACCUGCAGGAGACGUCCGGCGACCACCGCCUGCACGUGUUCUACUGCGACGUGGAGCCAGAGGCCCCGCACGAGCUGCCCAAGCUCCCGUCGUCCAGCGACGACACUGCCUACGUCGUCAACGCGCUCUUCAAGAUCGACCUGCUGCCUGGCAACACGGGCUACCUGCGUUUGGACACGAUGCCGGACGCGGAGGCUCUGACCUUUGACCCUGUGGGGCCGCGGCUGCUGACGCAGGUAUGGAGCAAGCUGGUGCAGACGGACGCGCUGGUCAUCGACGUCCGCUUCAACACGGGCGGCCACUCCUCCGCCAUCCCCCUGCUCUGCAGCUUCCUGUUGGCCCGAGCGCCCGGCGCCCGCCGGCGCCGCCUGUACUCCAUCGACCCGGCUCCUCCUGCGUCCACGCCAGAGGUCACGACCCUACCCGCGGGUCAGGGCCAGCCUUCUGGACCGGAGAAGGACGUCUAUGUGCUGACGAGCCUCAUGACGGGGUCGGCGGCGGAGGCGCUGGUGUUCACCCUGCAGGACGCACGGAGAGCCACGGUGGUCGGGGAGGCCACGCCGGGCGGCUCGCUGUCCAGCGGGAUGUACCAGGUGGGCGGCAGCAUCCUUUACGUGUCCGUGCCCAACCAGGCGUCCACCAGCCCUGUGACGGGCAAGAGCUGGGAGGUGGUGGGCGUGGAGCCGGACGUGGAGGUGGCGUCCGAGGAUGCUCUGGACGUGGCGCUGCGCAUCGUCCACCUACGGGCACAGGUGCCCGCUCUGCUGCAGGCGUCCGCCACGCUCAUCGCCGAGAACUACGCCUUCGAGAGCGUCGGCGCCGACGUGGCCGCCAAGCUGAGCGCGCUGGCCACCAGCGGAGAGUACGCCAUGGUCAACACCAAAGAGGAGCUGGAGGUCAAGCUGUCCGCCGACCUUCUCAAGCUCUCCGGAGACAAGAGCCUGAAGACCACACACAACGUGCCCGCCCUGCCCGCCGUGUACCCACCUGAGGUGAUCAUCGAGCUCAUCAAGGUCUCCUUCCACACGGACAUCUUCGAGAACAAUGUGGGCUACCUGCGCUUCGACAUGUUCGGAGACUUUGAGCAGGUGAAGGCCAUCGCCCAGGUGAUCGUGGAGCACGUGUGGAACAAGGUGUUGGACACUGAUGCUCUGAUUGUGGACCUCAGAAACAACGUGGGCGGCCCGACGACCUCCAUCUCUGGGUUCUGCUCCUACUUCUUCGACGGAGACAAGGAGAUUGUGCUGGACAAACUCUACGACAGACCCACCGGCGCCACGCGCGAGCUGGUCACUCUGCCUACACUCACAGGUAAGCGGUACGGCUCUCAGAAGAGUCUGCUCAUCCUGACGAGUGGCGCGACGGCUGGAGCAGCUGAGGAGUUCGUCUACAUCAUGAAGCGUCUCGGCCGCGCUAUGGUCAUCGGCGAGACCACGGCCGGCAGCUCACACCCGCCAGUGACCUUCCGCGUGGGCGAGAGUGACCUGUUCCUCGCCAUCCCCAUCACCCACUCCGACACCAGCCAGGGCCCGGCCUGGGAGGGAGCGGGCAUCGCGCCACACAUCCCCGUGCCCGCGGACGCCGCGCUGGACACCGCCAAGGGCAUCCUCAACAAGCACUUCGCUGGACAGAAGUGACCUCUGACCUAUGUCCCCAGACCUGGUCUCCGCCUCCCAACGCAAAACAUGUCCGACAGAGUCCACAGUCCUACUGUCGUCAGAGAGUCCACACACAGCGUCCAGUCCAUCUCUCUCCCACACACACACAGCGUUGAGAGAGUCCCUCGUCCACACAUACACACACACAGCGUUGAGAGAGUCCCUCAGCCACACACACACACAGUGUCCAGAGAUUCCCUCGUCCACACACACACACACACACACAGUGUCCAGAGUCCCUCGUCCACACACACACACACACACAGCGUCCAGAGAGUCCCUCGUCCACACACACACACACAGCGUCCAGAGAGUCUCGCUCUCCUCGUGGAGCGGAGGUUUCUAGAAAGCAAGUCCUGCACCUGAGCCUGCUGUAGCAUGCUGACAGCACCAAACAGACAUGUCACACACACACAACACGGCCGUGUCACACACACACCACACACGCACCACACACACUGAUGGAGCGCUUUGUAAUAGCAGUGAUUAAAAGACGUAGAAUGAGAUGAUUCAACGGUAGUGUCCUGAACACCUUAGUGCUUUAGAUGUGAUGACCCCUUAGAUGUGGUCUGUGGAAAUAAUCUGACUGUGAUACAGCUCAUAUGUUGAGAUGUGAUGUCAUAUGUUGAGAUGUGAUGUCAUAUGUUGAGAUGUGACGUCAUAUGUUGAGAUGUGAUGUCAUAUGUUGAGAUAUGAUGUCAUAUUUUGAGAUGUGAUGUCAAAGAAUGAAUGUUUGUAUUUAUGAAGAAAAAGAAAUCAACAUAACUUGUGGGCCCUGGGUAUAUUUGAGGAAUUACGUUAUGAUUGCACUCCGGGAUCAACAAACACACAAACAAACACCAUGUUCUUUCUUCUGCUUUUUUCUGACUUUGUAUUUGUGGAAAGUGUUUAUUGUGGUGCAUGUGGGGAAACAGAUGAGGAGAGUUGACCCAUAUGGGCAUCUGUACAUUCCUAAUGGCAAAACAAUAAAGAUUUGGGGAAACAACGUAAAA